This is a messenger RNA of Meira miltonrushii, 951 nucleotides long. RefSeq lists its product as uncharacterized. The transcript has 2 exons. The coding region runs from base 1 to 951 and encodes 316 amino acids. NCBI's taxonomy places the organism in Eukaryota, Fungi, Basidiomycota, Exobasidiomycetes, Exobasidiales, Brachybasidiaceae. The record is from RefSeq and is a predicted model, not a curated record.
AUGUCAAAAGGAAAAUCAUUACCACCAGCAUUGAAGCAAUUGCUAAAAGAGCCGACAUUCCCGGCCAGGACGUCAAAGUUAGCACCCUCGAUCAAAUUACCCGCAGGAAGGGCAGCGGGACCGCUAGGAGCACCAAAAGAAUCCAAGCUGUUUCAAACAUUCCAAACAAUUUCCGAUGAUGCAAACGCAAAAGGAUUAGGAUGGGGAGAAUGGUUGAGUUUUACAACCGCAACGUUAGUCACUUUAAAUUCACCAAACGCAUUACAAUCUUUACAUAGACAUGCAGUAAAUCCUUCAGGAUUAUCGAUAGAAGAUCGUGUUGCAAGAGCAUGUUUGAUGCGUGAAGUUGGAUUGAAAUGUAUCGGAUUUAUUGGUAUUCCAAAAGUGAUUAAUCAAUUGGCUGCUUUACGAGCUGCUGUUGAUGAAGAUGCACAAUUGAAGGAUGCUCUACCGAAAGAGCCGCGCAGAAAAGUCACUGCCAAGGAUACUGAAGCUGUACAAAAGGCUGCUUAUGCUCUUUGGGAUGAUAUCUACACACCAGUGUCAGAUCGAUUGAUUGAUAUUCUAGGUCACUCUCAUCCUGAUUUGCCUGUAUUCAUUGUUGAUGGAGAGUAUGGUCCACUAUUCUCUAUUCCAAGCACGUUCUCCUCUUCUCCUGCAUUAAAGGAAGAGCCUGUUUGGGAAGUCAAUCGAUUACGUACAAGUUUAGUUGCUAUGGCAGGUUUACGUGCACAAGGUGGAGUUGGACCACAAGUUACAAGUCAUGUUUGGGGAUUGUUGAAAGCGUCAAAGAGUAUUGCAGAAAAUGAUCCGAACAAGAAAGGAUUACAAUGGCUCACAACAGAAGAAGGAGCACUUUGGACGGUAAGAAUGAUCGAUCACAUUUGUGAAGCUGUUGAAGGAGGGGCACAAGAAGAAUCCCAACAAGUACAAAGGGAGAGCAAGUUAUAA